AUGAAGGCGUCGUUCAAAGCUAGAUAUGAGCCCGAGAAGGCCGCCGCCUUCGCUACCGUCACCGCCAAUGCCGGAGACUUCAAACUACGCGCCUCCAUGACCGACGCUACCAUUGUUAACGGCCCCUGCUUAAACGGUUUAUCCUUGGCCGUUGAAAAACCUGGUUUCUUUAUCAUCGAUUACAACGUUCCCAAAAAAGAUCUCAAGUUUCAAUUUAUGAACACAAUAAGGGUAGCUGAGAAGCCAGUAAACUUGACUUACAUUCACAGUAAGGGUGAUAACAGGACAAUAUUGGAUGGGAGUUUGGUGCUUGAUCCAGCUAACAAGGUCUCAGCAAAUCACAUGUUAGGGACGGGGAAUACUAAGUUAAAGUAUACUUAUUUGCAUGGAGGGUUGACAACUUUUGAGCCCAGUUAUGAUUUGGGGAAGAAUGCAUGGGAUUUCAUGGUUGCACGUAAAGUUUAUGGGGAUGAUCUUUUCCGGGCUACAUAUCAGACAUCAAGUAAGAAUUUGGGUUUGGAAUGGUCGCGGACUUCCAAGCUGAAUGGAUCGUUUAAGAUUUCAGCAUCCCUCAAUUUGGCAGAGGAGCAAAAAACGCCAAAAUUAUGUGCUGAGACUACCUGGGAUUUUGAAAUGUGA
Molecule: messenger RNA, 639 nt
Organism: Fraxinus pennsylvanica
Lineage: Eukaryota; Viridiplantae; Streptophyta; Magnoliopsida; Lamiales; Oleaceae
Source: the annotation of a GenBank genome assembly